AUGAAAGCAUUAAAUUUUUUAUAGGAAAAAGCUGAGCAAGAAGGCACUGGUUUCAUUCCUUUUAAAGAUGAAAGAGACGAGCUUGGAAAUCUCAAGGGUUUGACAAAAAGAAGUUUUUCAAGAGCAAAUAAAAAAAAAAGCGAACAUAUUUUUGAUAGAACUACAUCAAAUACUUCCAAAACAUCUUCUAUAAACAAAAAAGUGAGAUUUCUUAAAGAGAUUUACUCAACUCAUGGAAAUUCUGAUUGGUGUAGCUUAACUAAUUUACGUAAGCUAGAUAAAAAAUUUUAAUUAAAUAUUGAAACAGAGAUCUAAGUUUAAAAACCACUCACAGGAUUAAACUAAAAGUUGUAAUUUAAUGAUGGAAUUGUAAGAAAGUUUACAACAAACAUUUGCAAUUCGCCAAGACUUGGAAAAAAAUAGAAAACAGAAAAUUAUAUUCCUCCUUUGGGAUAUUAUCAACCCUAAGAAAUCUUAAAAAGAUAACCCAUGCUCGUUUUUAUGGAUUAAUAAAUUUCAAAUAGCAAUAGAUUAUCCCAGCACAAAUUCAGUAGAACCGAAGCCUCCACAGCCUAACCUGGUAUUAGGCAAAAACUUUCACCCAAUAAAGGAUCGCCAGUUCCAUAAGAGAUUUUAGAGAAAGCUUUCAAAACAGAGAGAAUCAUUACUUAAUAAAAAUAUAAAUAUGUACCUUAAAUGAUAGAUGAAAAAAAUCUCGAAAAUUUAACAGCUAGAAUAAAUUGUAUCAGAUAGAAAAUCUUGCAUUAAAAAAUUAACAGUAUAUCGAAUCAAUGA
This is a messenger RNA of Paramecium tetraurelia, 795 nucleotides long. RefSeq lists its product as uncharacterized. The transcript is spliced from 2 exons. The record is from RefSeq and is a predicted model, not a curated record. Lineage: Eukaryota; Ciliophora; Oligohymenophorea; Peniculida; Parameciidae.